ACACGGUACAUGUGCUGCGUGCCAGCAGUGGGGGGAAGAAGAUAAUUUAAAAAUCAUAGUUAUUCUUUCUUGCAACAAUCACGAUUGCUGCAUUAAAUUUUGGCGGCCUUUGGGCCUAACUAGCAUGCUAACACCACGCUAGCGUAGACACCGACUCAUUUGCGCUGCUUCGUCUUUAACGUUAGCACGCAAGCUUGCAAAUCGGAUUUUGUAGCUGUGCUAAUUUAGCUUACAUUGGCUAGUAUCUAAACAAGCUAGCUAGUUACCUUACGGUAAUGCCGAAUAUAAUGUUUUGCAAUUUGAAUUGCAGUAACGUUAGUAAUAACGUUAGCUAUGAUACAUACAAUGCAAUUUUGUUAAGGUUACAUCCGUUUGUUUUAUUUUAACGUUACCCAUAACUUAGCUAGCUAGCUAGCUACUUCACGUCGUCAACAACAGACCUCCGCCCAGUUAACCUAGCUAGCUAGCUAACGCUAGCCCUUGCGUUAAUGUAGCAAACUAAACGUAGUCAACUUAAUCGGGCUGGCAAGACUUUGCCAGUGUGCCCGAUAUGUAAUGUCCGCUGGCUUUCUUUUGCCUGCAGCUGUAAUGUUCGCUAUCUCGAUCCCCUCAAACUACCAGCACUAACGGAACUCAAACUAAUAUCAGUUAAGGUUAAGAAGAUGCCGGCCGGUUUUGCAGUUUUAAGUCAGUUCUCAUUCACAAUGACAUGCCUUUCAAUAUCAUCGCAAUGUAUUUGGCCAUUAAUGUAAAGAGGAAUUGACCCAAGAGGUGGACAUAUCAUGUCACUGGAUACAUAUCCUCUCUCUCCGACUUGUGUCUGGAUCUGGUUCUCUCUCUUCUGAGGAGAUACGCCUCUGUGCAAAUAUACAAUGAAUGCAAUCCUGUUUGAGUCCGAGUUUAGCUAAGUGAUUGAUGGUUAAAAAUGCAUUCUUCCAUUAAUUCCAUAAAUUGUAAGGCAAAGAUUUUUGCCAUUGUGAGUUAAUUAUGCCAAAAACUGAUUGCCCUGGCUUGCAUCAAUAUUUACAUUAGUAGUCUUUAAAAAAAAUAACUUAAACUUUAAAACGUGGGUGUAUAUUUUUGCACGUAAGCUCGAAUGCUUAUGUCAUAAGAGGCAAAUGUACUCAGAUGAAAGCUCAAAUACAUCUCAAAAGUCAUAGUAAUUUCAAAAUAAUUUAACUUUGUUCGAUGGAGUGAUGCACAGAACUUAAUUAUUACUCCUUUAUUACUUACUAUGUUGUACACAAAAUAGCAAUUGUAUGAUUGUAACUAAGUAAUAAAAAUGAACAAACAUGUUAAGCAGGCAAAUAAAAUAAUGCAACCAAUGAAUAGCAGCAAACAUGACUAAAACAUCACACAGCAAAGAGGCUUGACAAUAUUUGGCAUUAGCCUACAUAUUGCAUGCAAACUUUAUAUCGACUUGACAGACAGAUGGUCAGCAUAGGAAAGGAGAUGUUGUGAACAAUGUCUGAACAAGAGUUGGAUGAAAUUGUGCAAAUAACAGUGGAGGACUUUAACCAGGAUGACCAAACAGACAUACUGGACAAUCAUGAAGACGAUGAAGAAAGGCCUCAGAAGAAAAAGAGGAAAUUAAGCAACAGCCAGGAGAAUAACAACAACCAAGACAUAUCAUUUAUUAAGAACCUGUUGGUCUCAUUCACUGCGUCAAUCAGCCAACGACUGGAGGGAAUUGAAUCAAAGUUACGUUCCCUGGAUGCUACAUGCAAAGCCCUUGGAUGCAAACUUGACAGCAUGGUGCCAUGUGCAAAGAGUCCUAUCCAGGUUCCUAUGGUUGCAGGGUCUCCUCAGGGGGCCACUCAAACUUGGAACAAAGUGCGAUGUGUUGUUCCACAAACAAAUGUGAUAGUGAGCAGUGAACUCCCGAAGGGCACUAGCCAAGAAGACUCCCCUCUGGAGAAUCUGCUCAGCAACACGAUGACCAGGAAGCGUCAGAACACAAUCCUGGUAAAGGUGCCGGCCCCUGAGGAGAGUCAGGAAGAACAAGACAGCGGCUCCGAGGCCAGCGACACUGUUUCUAAUGGUGGCCAUUCCAGCAACGCGCAAAAUGGCCAAAAUGUCACACUCAUCACACUCAAUUCAGAAGAUGAUUACCCAGAGGGCACCUGGUUGGGAGAUGAGAACAACCCAGAGAUGCGAGUUCGUUGCCCAGUGUCUCCAGCUGACAUGCUCCAUAUCACCACAAACUGCCGCACCGCAGAGAAAAUGGCUCUGACGCUGUUGGACUACCUGUUCCAUCGGGAGGUCCAGGCCAUGUCAAACCUCUCUGGCCAGGGCAAACAUGGCAAGAAGCAGCUGGACCCGCUCAUGAUCUAUGGCAUUCGCUGCCACUUGUUCCACAAAUUUGGCAUCACUGAGUCAGACUGGUAUCGCAUCAAGCAAAGCAUCGACUCAAAGUGUCGCACCGCCUGGAGACGCAAGCAGCGUGGCCAGAGUCUGGCUGUCAAGAGCUUCUCCAAACGCACACCUCGGAGUACAUCGGGAGAGGGAGGCGUGGGAGAAGAAACGGGCCACAUUGAGACUGCCACCCAGCAGACCUUGCACUACACACUGGCCAAUCAACAAGUCCAGUUCCACCGUAUUGGCGAAGAUGGACAAGUUCAGGUGAUUCCACAGGGUCAGCUGCACAUUGCCCAGGUGCCACAAGGAGAGGAGGUGCAGAUCACACAGGACAGUGAGGGAAAUCUCCAGAUCCACCAGGUGCAGUUUGGUCAGGAUGGACAGGUUUUGCGUGGGGCUCAGCUCAUAGCGGUGGCAUCAGCUGAUGGCGGGGCCACAGCAGUUGAGGGCUCCCCCCUCCCCCCUGACAUCCAAGUGCAGUACGUCCAACUAGCCCCCGUCACAGAUCACACAGCCGCCGUACAGGCUGCCGAGCUGGCCCCUGCCCUGCAGACGGACAUGGAGGUGAAAGAGGCCAUCCAGGGUGCCAUCCAGGGAGAGAACGGCGAAGUGGUCCAGAUCGUCACCUCUGUGGCCACCUGAGAGCCCCGCCUGGUUCACCGCAGCCCCGAACUCUGCUCCACAGCAUGGCCUGACGAGUCUCCGAGGUCGACAAAUGCGCACAGUCUGAUAAACAAUGGAGUCAGACAGCAUUUUUAAUAAAUAUGUCUAUUCUGUAGGUCACUGGUGAAACACAGGGAAAAAGCAUUUUUCAAUUUUUUUUUUUUUGUUUGUUUCCCCUGCAAAUUCCUCAAUUCUUUGCCAACCAGAUGUUACCAUGUGGAAAUGUUCACAGAGAACUUGAAAAGACUGUGAUACUCCAAAAUCAGCUGUGGCCUCUCUGGUGUUUUCAUCACCAUGAGGACCUGGCCCACUGCAGAAUACACAAUGGGAUUAUUGUCUAUCCAGGGAGGAUGCUGCUUAUGCAGACCAUCACCCUGCCACUUCAUCAGCACACACGCUUGUUUACAUCAACUUUGGAAAAUAGUGAGGUUAUUUGGAGUUGAGCUGCUUGGCUGACCCCGAAAACCCCCACGAGGGUUUGAAAACCCCCUGAAUCCCACCUCAAACAGCCAGUACUGUGCUCCUUUUCUCGUCCAUUUCUUGUCACGGUGGACUGCAGUGGAAAGUAGCUUCAGCUCCGCACAGCUUCUCUUGGUUGUGAUUAAUUUGGUUUCCUGUCACUCUCCAUGAUUUAGUCCACACUAUGUCUGACGGCUGUGAGCCCUGCCUUCCUUUACUUAGCUCUUGUUGUUUUCAUAUUGCUUUAGCCGCACCGCUUUGUUCGUAUGUUUGUGCGUUUGAUUUAUCUCAUUGUUACAUGCCGAAAUUUCUGGGGAGCCUUAAUUUUGGAGGUACAAGACCAUGAACUAGAAGAGAUGGUGCCAGUGGUAGACAGUACAAGUUGCUUGUAGAAAACCAAGGAGACCUUGAAGUUGUUUAUUCCUCCCAGUUUUGUCUGUGUGAAAGAUACAUUCAUGUGAAUAAAACAUGUUUGUGGUUGCCAUAAAA
Perca fluviatilis (European perch) is the source of this 3969-nucleotide messenger RNA. RefSeq names its product BTG3 associated nuclear protein. Bases 1465 to 3000 code for a protein of 511 amino acids. Gene Ontology annotation, molecular function: DNA binding. Lineage: Eukaryota; Metazoa; Chordata; Actinopteri; Perciformes; Percidae. The transcript is spliced from 13 exons. Gene Ontology annotation, biological process: negative regulation of protein catabolic process; protein localization to nucleus. The record is from RefSeq and is a predicted model, not a curated record.